UCGAUAUCUUUGGAUUGGAAGCAGCGACAAUCUCGAGCUGUGGAGGAGGUUAGCGGUGUUGGUUCUUCAACCAGGAUUCUUUCUACCGAGGGGUUUGGGCGAUACACUCAACGUAGAAGAAUCUGAGUAAACCGCUGCGUUAGUCGCCUGCUGCCAUGAUGAGAAGCCUCUCCUUCCUGGUGGUCAGUGUCGUUCUGGUGUGUGCGUUGGUAUCGUCUGCUCCCGUAGAACAAGCUGCUGGUGAAAAGAUCGUUGAAGUUGCCAAGCGCGACCAGGAGGCGAUCCUGUUCGGCAACCAACAGAACGACCCUCGUUUAAAGAAGAAGAAAAGUGACCCUGCCGUCUCCGUAGUACCAAAAGACAGUAGCUUAGAUGAACAGGGCUCUGUGAUCGCAGUACCCGCUAAACAGGAAGACUUUAUCCCCGAAGACCAACAUGUAGCAGGCGGCGUCCAGGAGCAGACGGCAGUGGAAGCAGACGACAACCAAGGACAGACCGCGCCGGUUGUUCCCGCCAUCAAACAGCAGCUGCCAGAAGGUCCGGUUGGCGAUGGAGUCAGCGAAGCUGAGACUGACUCUGUUGAGGAAGAACUGAAGGACAUACUUGCCGACAAUAGCAAGGAAGGACCCGGGGAGAUAGUUGGAGCUCCUGUUGAGGGGCCUAGUGACGAUGUGCCGGCUGAGGAGGAGGAGGUAUCUGAGGCUUCAGAGGAGGGUGAUGAUGUAGAUCAGACAGACGAUUCAGAAGGUGCAGAUGUGGCUCAAGUUGGAAGCGAUGUGAGCACGCCGCUCUUGGACCUAUACUAUUACAUGCAGGAAAAUGACAAGGGACGCAAUGAACCCCAACAGCAAGACUAUUACCCCUACGACCUCAGUUACUACCCCUAUCGCCGCCGUCGCAGUUCCAGGCGUAGCCGUGCUAUCACAGAGGGAGACAUGAUCCACAACGAGGUGAAGCGAUCCAAGAGGAUCAAGCGCGACCUCCUUGACGACAUAGACGCUUACUCUUACGGAGAUGAAGAAGGCUAUCCCCAACAGCUCACCGAGGAGGAUCUGUACGAGCUCUACCGUCCAGAGCCUAGAUACGAAGACGAGGUGGCCUCCCUGCUAGACAUGUACCAGCAGGCACCGAAGGUUCCAGUGUACGAGCCCUACGAACCAUACCCAGCCGAGGACUCCUACCCUGAGUCAUUCGAGGAGCUGGAGCAGGAACCGGAGUACGUGCCCAGUAAACGCCAAAUGAUGAGCAACCUGCCAGGCAUCAGGAAGAGGUACUUCUACCCCUUCAGCCGGGAGCCCGAAACACACUGGGGAGCCUUCAUCCCCCAACAGAAACGGGACUAUGAGCAGGCCUAUAAGAGACUCUUGGCACUCGCCAGUGCUCUGUCUGAAGACUCCCCAUACUACCAGGAUUACAGGAAAAAGUAAAUUUCAAAUUUGAUGGGCAGAUCGAAAUUGGGAAGACGAAGUAACUUCUUUAUCAUCUAAAGGAAUACGUUUCGUGACGUAUCUUUGAUCUCGCCGUCUCGGAUGAGAUGUGAACACCGGAUGUGAUGUAUCUUGUCACGUGUUGUACAAAGACGUGCAUGGCUGUGGAUAGUCUGCAUGGAGGACCAUUAACAAAUCGUGAAAUAUAUUUAUUGAAAGGGACUAAGUACAAAUUAUCUGUAUACAUAAAUAGACAACAACCAAUUUAUUUUUCUGUGGAUGUGCAAUGUCGUCGACAUGUAGUAGUACUAUCUAGUGCUAGAUUGUGCAUAAUGUGUAGUUGUAUUUCAUCCUAACUAUCUGGUGUCCCACUCGCCUUUCUUCCCCUUGAUCUCUAUGUUAAACGCAAGAAAGGAAACCUAACCUUAAACCAAACUUGUUUACACAUUUCUCUGAGUAAAAACAAAAGUAAUAAUCUGUUGACGUGUAAACAAUUUUGGUUUUUCGACGUGAUACCGUAUCAAUGUAUGUAUGUGCGUGUUGGUAGGAAGAUAAAGGUCUCCACGGGUUUCAGGAAAUGUCCAUAUAUGGUAGCUGUAUCAUAUCACUCGGCACUUUUCGUAGCAAUCGUUUACGGAAAAAGCCGAGACAACAUAACCCCACACAGUUAUUAUGUUCCGAGCUAUUUUUAAAAUUAUAUUUAUUAUAGAGAAUAUCGCUUUAAAUGCAUCUGCUGAGUCAAUACUACUCCUACUACUCAAACUGUUCGCUGUAUAUGUACACACAUUGGAGUGAUAAAACAUAGAGGCUUUCCCAGCAGGUGAACAGCUCUUUCAUAGGUUCAGUUGAAUCAUUAUUUUUGCAGAUGAACCAUCUUUAUCAUACAAAGGUCACAACAACAUCAAAUAUUCAUAUGAAAAUAACGUAUUGUUCAUCAACCUUAACCAAUCACAUUCAACGCGAUUGCCAAAAUGUCAAACUGAAUGUGUAAUAUCCCACCGUUACCAUGGCUACCCAAGGUUGUGAUGUUAAAGGGAUGUGUCUCGUUAUUUGCUGACGUCAAUAAAAAAUUUAACUGAG
Messenger RNA from Haliotis rubra (blacklip abalone), 2507 nucleotides. RefSeq lists its product as uncharacterized. The transcript has 5 exons. NCBI's taxonomy places the organism in Eukaryota, Metazoa, Mollusca, Gastropoda, Lepetellida, Haliotidae. The record is from RefSeq and is a predicted model, not a curated record. Bases 156 to 1427 code for a protein of 423 amino acids.